UCCGAGCAUUUUCCUUUCUUUCAGAGAAUUGCUCCGAAAAUGUCAGAAUACAAGCAGGGAGACGAAGAGGCCCUUUCUUCUUCCUGUCGCUAUAAGCCUAUACUUAUUGACUACUUGUUAAAGUUUUUGGUUAAAAACACGCGACUCUGCGAAGACUUCUGUUUGUUCUGAAUCCCAGAAGAGAAUCCACCAUGUCCUUCAUUCUAUGAGCUUUACUAGUUUACCUUCAAUGGUACUUCUUUUCACAAACUUUGCUUUCUCUGCUACUCCUUCCUCGUGCUACUUUUCCUGUCUGGGUUCGCUGUUAUUGAAGUGUUCUUGGCCUCCUCCUCCUCCUCCUCUUGGCUCAUACGAUUAAGGACACGGCAUUAUUAGAUGGAGAACAAUGGUGCUGAAAUUGUGGAGCUUACAUAUUAUUGUACCAUUAAGGUUCAUCGUUUGAUGUGUUUAGAGCUCAAGAAAUUUAUUGACAGAAUCACAGAAAUAUUUUCAGCCAUCGAGUCUGCCCGACCAAGAUGCAAACCAGGCAUACAGGCAUUAUGCUCAUUACAAGACACAAUGGAUAAAGCAAAAAUACUUAUCCAGCUCUGCUCAGAGUCUAGUAAACUCUACCUGGCAAUUACAGCAGAGCGUAUUGUUUUGAGAUGUGAAAAAAUACAAAAGACUUUGGAGUUAUGUUUGAGUCAAAUUCAAAGUACGGUACCAACAUUGUUAGCUGCAAAGAUAUCUGGCAUUGUUCUUGAUCUUAGGAGCGCAAAGUUUCCCCUUGAAUCUGCUGAAGAAGAGGCUGGGAAGGUUGUACUGGCACUACUUCGGCAAGAUAUUUCUGUGUCAAGUUCUGUGUUAGAACUUGAGGCUAUUCAACUUGCAGCUUUGAAGCUGAAAAUUACAUCCCCUUCGGCUGUUUUGAUGGAGAAAAGAUCUAUUAGAAGGUUACUUGACAAUGUCUCUGGCAAGGACCCUAGAAAGGAGAAAAUCUUGAAGUUCCUCUUUUAUCUUUUGAAGAAGUAUGGGGAAAUAAUUGGACAAGGCUGGAAUGUUAGCACUCUUGUGCAGCAUGAUAAGUCAUCCUAUCAAUCGAUUGAGCCUGAACAACAUGCUGAAAAUGCAUUAGAUGAGACUCGAGCUGAUGACUCUGGUACACCUGAACAUCCUGAGGAAUUCAAAUGCCCCAUCUCUAUGAGACUGAUGUACGAUCCAGUAAUUAUCGCUUCUGGGAAGACAUUUGAACGAUUUUGGAUAGAGAAGUGGUUUAAUGAAGGUAACAAGACAUGCCCAAUAACUCAUAUGAAGCUGGACAAUUUGUACCUGACUCCGAACUCUGCAAUGAAGGGCCUCAUAUCAAAAUGGUCUUCCGAGCUGGGACUUACUAUUCCUGACCCUUGUUUAGAAGCACACUUUGCUUCUCUUUCCUCUCUGAAAUCUCAGUCUUCCAAUUCCAUUGCCAGCUUUGGUAGUUCUAUGAAUCACUUGUGCCUUCAAUCUAGCAGUGUGUCACUGCGCUCUUCAGUAACCAAUUAUGGUUCAGAAAUGUCUGAUGACAAGAGUGAUGAAAGCUUCAGUUAUAGGCUCAGUCAGAUGAAUGCAGAGCCACAAGGAUUUCACCAUUCUGCAGAUUGUUAUGACAACAUGUUAGCCUCUCUUUCCAGACUUUCUGCACUUUCUUGGGGAUCCCAGUGCAAGACAGUGGGGGAUGUGAAAGACCAACUUCAAGACAAUAAUCAAGCAAGUCGCAAUGCAAUUUCCAAUAGUUGUGUCAAACCAUUGAUUAAAUUUUUGAAGGAUGCACAGGAAUCAAGUGAUGUAAAAGCUCAGAGAGAUGGAGCAGAGGUGCUGUUGGCAAUUCUGAAUGAAAACAGAAGUGAAUUACCAUCCUUUGAUGAAGAUGGGAUUUAUGUGUUGGCAUCAUAUCUGGAUUCUGAUAUUACUGGAGAAGCCCUUGCUAUCAUGGAAGUUUUGUCUGACCAACCCAAUUACAAGUCUAUGAUGGUGGCAUCCGGUGUUCUUCCCUCCAUUCUAAAAGUCCUUGAUACCCAGCUCAGGUCACUUCAUAGAACUGCCAUGAAGAUACUUUAUAAUUUGUCUUGCAAUGGUGAUAUUGGAUACCAUAUUGUAUAUUUGGACUGCAUUCCAAAGCUGGUUCCAUUUUUGGGUGAUCACAAACUCGCACAGUUUUGCAUUAAGAUCAUCAAAAACUUAUGCGCUACUGAGGAGGUCAGGAUUGCAGUUGCUGAAACCAGUUCCUGUAUCAGUGCCAUUGCCACACUGCUUGAAAAUGGAAGAGAGGAGGAACAAGUGCUUGCGCUAGAUGUUCUUCUUUCUCUAUGUCAAGAGGGUGCUGAGUGUUGCCAACUGGUCAUGAGAGAGACCAUUAUACAAUCUCUAGUCUAUUUAUCUCUCAACGGGAAUUCCAGAGUGAAAGGGACUACUUCUGAAUUGCUCCAGAUCUUGGAACGUAUCAAAGAUGAUGGUUCAGAAUGUUCAACUCCCAAAGCUGGUUUGGGCCUAGACAUCUCAAGCGAGGCUGUCAACUACCGUAAAGAAAAAAAAUCAGCUUUUAAGCCAUUUCGGUUCCUUGGAAAGAAGAUAUCGUCACAUUCUAUACCCAGCUAUUAGCAUUAUUUUCACCCUUGAUAACUUAAACAGUUCUUCUCAUUCAAAAACACAGGACUUUCUUGGUUGUCUUGUCUGUCAUAUAUGCUCAUUGGAGCUGGUGGGUGAGUUUCAGCAUCUAUAAACCUCUCAUUUAUUUGCUGAUAAAUGGUUGAGGUUAAGAUUUGCUUUGGGCUUGGUUGUACUUAAUAUUAAGAGAGAGCGCAGGCUGUGCUCGAGCGAAGAUACGAGUGCAGUACCAGAGAGGAUACAAGGCGAAUGCGCUCGAGCGCAGUAUCAAAGAAUUUUUUAUAUACUAGUGCGCUCGAGCGCACUAUUAGAGAGUAGUUUUUUUAUACACGUGAACAGAUGUAUUUUUUCAGUUUUGUGUAUCUUUGUUGUAAGUCUGUUAAUGUAGUUAUUGAUUUGUUACAAUUAUUUGGAGUUAGUUAUUAGUUGUUAGAAGCUUGUUAAGCUUAUAAUCAAAUGUAUAAAUACUACUUCAUGUAACUUGCAACAAUUAAGUUGAAUAUACAGAGUAUUCAAUCAC
Molecule: messenger RNA, 3142 nt
Organism: Corylus avellana
Lineage: Eukaryota; Viridiplantae; Streptophyta; Magnoliopsida; Fagales; Betulaceae
Product: U-box domain-containing protein 5
Biological process (GO): protein ubiquitination; cell surface receptor signaling pathway
Molecular function (GO): ubiquitin-protein transferase activity
Source: RefSeq, a predicted model, not a curated record